Molecule: messenger RNA, 183 nt
Organism: Stereum hirsutum FP-91666 SS1
Lineage: Eukaryota; Fungi; Basidiomycota; Agaricomycetes; Russulales; Stereaceae
Exons: 1
Coding region: 1-183 (60 amino acids)
Source: RefSeq, a predicted model, not a curated record
AUGUCGAAACGAGUAACGAAACAUCUGGAACAUGGACGACAACGUAACGACCAGGACGAACCGAACACACUGAACGAACUUCUUGGAGAGUACCCAAUGCCACGAAGGCAUAGAAACUGGUCAAGCGUGACGGUGACAUCACCUUUGCGAGGGGAAGCGCUUGAAACGCUUCCUCGUCACUGA